UUAGGAGUCUAUCGGACUCUUUAAACAUGACAUGUUAAUAGAGUAAGAAAGAGAAGCACCGAGACGGAGGAAUCUGGAAAGAUUUAAACAUGUCGUCUAGCCUGAGGUUGAAGGUGCUCCUCUUCUUUGCUUUAUUCUUCGGAGCAACAGGGUUUCUCUUCCUGAUUCUCUCCUGUGGGACUGAGUACUGGCUGCUGGCUGCAGAGUCCUGCAGCAACCCCGGAGAACACAGCCUGAGAGACGUGAAGAAUUCGCAGGGUGUGACCAUUUUCCAUGAGGGUCUGUUCUGGCGGUGCUCCUACACAGCCUUUUCUCACGAUUACUCAAUAUGGGACCUUUGGAUCUCAAACCAGCCUCUACCAAAAGUGUGUGAGGCCGCUUUCCUCUUCCCUUUUCCUGCUAACAAGCCGGUGGAGCUGUGGGAGGAGCCGCACAAGUUUCCUGGACAGCCUUUUGAACGCAAUGCGGCCACUGUUUUCAGGAUCUGCUGGACCAUCUUCUUCGUCAUGGGUUUGGCGGCGAUCAUCAUCGGUGGAUUUGUUGUCAUCUGUGCCGGCCCACUGACCAACCACAAGCUCUAUAAAGUGGGCGGGGCUCUACAGCUGCUUGGCGGCGUGUGUCUGUUCAUCGUGGUGGUGAUGUAUCUGAUGUGGAUCCAGGUCCUGGACACUCUGGAUCAGUUUACCCUCCACCAGAAAGCCUCUCGCUGCCCGUCUUUCCAUCUCAGCAUCCAGCACGGCCCCUCGUUCUUCCUGGCUCCGGUGGCCGUCUUCUUCUGCCUGCUGGCCGGCCUCCUCUUCGUCCUGGUCGGCCGAAGCAUCGAGAGUAAAGAGCUGGACAGCAUGGACAAAAUCUCGGAGAUUUCGACAGAUGAGCUGUGAAUACAGACAGUCGAGUUGUUCAAAAGUUCACCGCUCCACCUGUCUGGAGUGAAAUGCAGUGUGCUUGGUGUUUAGAUGAGUUGUGGAUGUGGAGCUGAUGAUGCUUGAGAAGAAAAACAAAUGUUUGUGGCUUAAAAUCAGUCACAGGAGGCUCCUGAAGAAUCUGAUUUUGACUUGUACCACGCUGUGAUUUUUAGUCUUUUUAGUUGUGUCAUGUGUAGCAGCACUGUGAGCUCCCUGCUUAAAGAAAUGCUUACAUGAAAUAAGUGAAGAGACCCUGGCCAAUGAUAUUCAUGCUGUUACCAUCCUUUAUAUACAGUUUACAGUCCAUUCAGAUGAUAGACUGUAUAUAAAAGAUGGACAUAACCAAUGUGCUGUCAAGCAUUGGCAUUUGGACUUCCCUUUUUGAAAACCUAAUGUUAUCAUGGCACCAGAAGUGACCAUAUCUGGAGUGCUAAGUGAUUAGCUUGGUUGGUAAGCUUGCAUUCAUAAACUGCACAUAUCUGCUAAUUAGUACUAAAAAAACACCAGAAUUUAAUUCUCCAAAACUAAAUCAGGCUACAUUAUUAAUCAGAUAAGUUGAUUUAAAGUUAUCCAAAAGGCACCAGGACAAACACAGAGGAGAUGUUGAGCUUCGUGAGGCCUCGCAGAAAGCUAAUCGCUACAACUGCCUGAGUAGGCUUCAAGCUCCUAUUUGAAAAUUCAUUCAACAGGACUGUUGUGUAAUUACUGUAAAGUUGAGCAUUAUAACAGUCUGAUUACAUCAUAACAUUAUAACAGUAUAGCUAACAUUGAGUCUAUAGAGACAGAUGGCCGCCACUUAAUUUGAAGUGGAAAUGUUGACUGUGUUGUUGCUGUGGGGGAAAAAAAAGAAAUAACUGUGUGUGUUUUUUUUAAUACAGUGACAUUUGAUUGACUAGUCAAAUGGUUUAUGCCAUUAUAUUUUUCUCUCAUCUCAUUUUGCUUAGAGAUUUAUUUUGUUUUUAUUUUAAUUCACGUGAUCCUGUCGCGUGUGCUUGAAUUACUGUUUACCUCAUUGUUGAUACAUUCUUUUGUUGUAAUUGAAAAAAUGAUACAAUUACACAAUAUAAAAAGUUAAGAAAGGACAUCAAACCAACGUUCAUACAGGACAAUUUUCAACACAUCAAAAAGCGUCAUUUACAUUAAAGAUAUAUCAUGACCUAA
This is a messenger RNA of Oreochromis aureus, 2066 nucleotides long. Its product is annotated as transmembrane protein 182-like. NCBI's taxonomy places the organism in Eukaryota, Metazoa, Chordata, Actinopteri, Cichliformes, Cichlidae. The transcript is spliced from 5 exons. The record is from RefSeq and is a predicted model, not a curated record. Bases 90 to 881 code for a protein of 263 amino acids. Gene Ontology annotation, cellular component: membrane.